This is a messenger RNA of Nannospalax galili (Upper Galilee mountains blind mole rat), 939 nucleotides long. Its product is annotated as olfactory receptor 4K13-like. Gene Ontology annotation, cellular component: membrane. Gene Ontology annotation, molecular function: olfactory receptor activity; G protein-coupled receptor activity. The record is from RefSeq and is a predicted model, not a curated record. Gene Ontology annotation, biological process: G protein-coupled receptor signaling pathway. NCBI's taxonomy places the organism in Eukaryota, Metazoa, Chordata, Mammalia, Rodentia, Spalacidae.
AUGGAAAAACAAAAUCACUCCAUGAUGUCUGAAUUUAUUCUUCUGGGACUCACAGAGUCUCGUGAAUUGCAGAUUUUCUUUUUCUUAAUUUUUACCAUUAUCUAUAUAGCCAUUGUGCUAGGUAACCUCAUCAUUAUCUUCAUGGUGAAAAUGGACCCUCUGUUGCACUCGCCUAUGUAUUUCCUGCUGGCUAACCUCUCUUUUUAUGAUAUGUCCUUAGCCUCUUUUGCUACUCCUAAGAUGAUUUAUGACUUAAUCAAUGACUAUAAGAUCAUCUCCUAUCAAGGAUGCAUGACUCAGAUGUUCUUUCUUCACCUUUUAGGUGGAAGUGAGAUGAUGUUGCUUGUUGCCAUGGCAAUCGACAGAUACAUUGCCAUAUGCAAACCCCUCCACUACAGAAAUAUUGUGAGCAAUCAUGUGUGCAUCGGACUUGUUCUUGGCUCCUGGUCCACUGGCUUUGUACACACUAUUAGCCAAAUGGUUUACACUGUGACUUUGCCAUUUUGUGGUCCAAAUGUUGUGGAUAGCUUCUUUUGUGAUCUGCCCCAGGUAAUUAAACUUGCCUGCACUGACACUGAUAUUUUGGAGUUUUUAGUCAUUGCAGAGAGUGGACUACUCUCUUUGCUCUGUUUCAUCCUUCUGUUCAUAUCCUAUUGCAUCAUCCUGAUUACUGUCCAGCAUCGAUCCUCCAGGGGUUCUUCCAAGGCUUUAUCUACUCUUUCAGCCCACAUUACAGUGGUUAUGGUGUUCUUUGGACCUUGCAUAUUUAUUUAUGUGUGGCCAUUCAGCAGUAUCUCAAUUGAUAAAAUUCUCUCUGUAUUUUAUACAGUAUUUACUCCCCUUUUAAAUCCAAUCAUCUACACAUUCAGGAAUAAAGAUAUGAAGAAAGCAUUACAAAACUUAAAAUCUAUGUUGGUUCAAGAUCAAUCUUUUAACUAA